AUGGGGGAGGAACAGCAGCGUAACUUGAAAUAUCUUGUGCACACAAUGCUAUUUAUGCUGAGUCGGCAGGAGUUUCAUGUGCAUCAGAUCAGCUCUGAGAAGCAGCGACUUAUCAAGUCGAUUCACAAAUCUGCACCUGAUGAUCGCAAAAUCGAGCACAUGAAGCUCAUUCGGGAGUAUCAGCUCCUUCUGGCAGAAAGUUCAUGGUAUCUAACGAAGCAGCAGGCGAAGUUAAAGAAGUAUCUAAGAAAGCAUCCCCAUCUCAAGGGACUGGAAAUUUACCAGCAAGCAGGUAAUGUGCUUAAGGAAAUGCACACCCUGACCAAGUAA
This is a messenger RNA of Drosophila hydei, 330 nucleotides long. RefSeq lists its product as uncharacterized. The coding region runs from base 1 to 330 and encodes 109 amino acids. Gene Ontology annotation, molecular function: beta-tubulin binding. Gene Ontology annotation, biological process: post-chaperonin tubulin folding pathway; tubulin complex assembly. The record is from RefSeq and is a predicted model, not a curated record. The transcript has a single exon. Lineage: Eukaryota; Metazoa; Arthropoda; Insecta; Diptera; Drosophilidae.